Octodon degus (degu) is the source of this 4433-nucleotide messenger RNA. It is a transcript of the gene Tmf1, whose product is annotated as TATA element modulatory factor 1. Gene Ontology annotation, cellular component: Golgi apparatus; endoplasmic reticulum. Bases 228 to 3512 code for a protein of 1094 amino acids. The record is from RefSeq and is a predicted model, not a curated record. NCBI's taxonomy places the organism in Eukaryota, Metazoa, Chordata, Mammalia, Rodentia, Octodontidae. The transcript has 17 exons.
CCUCAGCUGCGCGCGGCUCGCUGCGGGAACUCGGCGGACCCCCGGGAGACUGUGGGGCAUGGGUCUCCGCUGACAGGACCCCCACGGCGGCCGAGGCGGUAAGGCCGCGCCUCCACAUUCUCUCCCGGGCCGAGGCUGGUCGGCCUGGCUCUCGGCCUUCCCGGCGCCGCCGCCCCAUCGCCCCCGCCACCGCCUCCGCCGCCGCCGCCGCUGGCUGAGGAGGAGCGAUGAGCUGGUUCAACGCUUCCCAGCUCUCCAGUUUCGCCAAGCAGGCCCUGUCCCAGGCCCAGAAGUCCAUCGACAGGGUCCUGGACAUCCAGGAAGAGGAGCCGAGCGCCUGGGCGGAGACCAUUCCCUACGGAGAGCCGGGAAUAAGUUCCCCUGUCAGUGGAGGAUGGGAUACUUCAACUUGGGGAUUGAAAUCAAACAUGGAACCUCAGAGUCCACCAACAGCCUCUCCUAAAGCAAUUACAAAGCCAGUUCGGAGGACUGUAGUAGAUGAAUCUGAAAAUUUCUUUAGUGCCUUUCUCUCUCCAACUGAUGUCCAGACUAUUCAGAAGAGUCCAGUGGUUUCAAAGCCUCCAGCUAAAUCACAACGACCAGAAGAAGAAGUAAAAAGCACCUUAUCCGAGUCUUUACACACUGUACAGUCAAAAACUACCGAAACAAUUGAAACAGAAGUGAAGGAUCCUUCUUUGUGUGUGUCAGCGCAAAGUCUGGCAGUAGCUACUCCAUCACCUAAAACUGAAGGUCAGCAUGAAGAAGCUGUUAAUAAAGAAGUUGACGUGAAGGUGCCAGCUGUACAUUUGAAAGUAUCUGAAAGUGUUACUAAUGUAAAGACUGGUACGGAAACUGCAUCUACUGUUUCUACACAGGUUCUCACAGCAGAAAACAAGGAUGUGGCUUUGGAACCUAAGGAACAAAAGCAUGAGGACAGACAGAGCAAUACGCCUUCUCCUCCAGUUAGUACCUUCUCAUCAGGUACGUCUACCACCAGUGAUAUUGAAGUUUUAGAUCAUGAGAGUGUUAUAAGUGAGAGCUCAGCGAGUUCAAGGCAAGAGACCACAGAUGCAAAAUCGAGUCUUCACCUGAUGCAGACAUCUUUCCAGCUUCUCUCUGCAUCUGCUUGUCCAGACUAUAAUCGUUUAGAUGAUUUCCAGAAACUAAAUGAGAGCUGCUGCUCCUCUGAUGCUUUUGAAAGAAUAGACUCAUUUAGUGUACAGUCAUUAGAUAGCCGGAGUGUAAGUGAAAUCAAUUCAGAUGAUGAAUUGCCAGGCAAGGGAUAUGCUUUAACACCCAUUAUAGUUAACUCUUCAGCCCCAAAGACUAAAAUAGUUGAACCCAUUGAAGGAAAACCUGAAGAAGAAGUAAAUGAAACUUUAAGUGUACCUGCAGAGGAAGCAGAAAUGGAAGAAAGUGGGCGAAGUGCAACUCCUGUGAACUGUGAGCAGCCAGAUACAUUGGUUUCCUCUGCUCCUGCGAAUGAAGGACAUACUGUCUUGGACAAGGUGGUGGAGCAGUGUGAAGCUGCAGAAAGUCCGCCAGAAGCACUUUGUGAGAAGGAAGAUGUUUGCAAGACAGUUGAAUUUCUGAAUGAGAAACUGGAGAAAAGGGAGGCUCAAUUACUAACUCUUAGUAAAGAAAAAGCACUUUUAGAAGAAGCGUAUGAUAACCUAAAAGAUGAAAUGUUCAGAGUGAAACAAGAAAGCAGUAGCAUCUCUUCCUUGAAAGAAGAGUUUACUCAAAGAAUUGCGGAAGCAGAAAAGAAAGUUCAGCUAGCCUGCAAAGAGAGAGAUGCUGCUAAAAAGGAAAUCAAAACUAUAAAAGAAGAACUUUCCGUUAGGUUAAAUAGUAGUGAAACUGCAGAUCUUUUGAAAGAGAAAGAUGAACAGAUUCGAGGAUUAAUGGAAGAGGGCGAAAAACUUUCCAAGCAGCAGCUGCAUAACUCUAAUGUCAUUAAGAAACUGAGAGCAAAAGACAGAGAGAAUGAGAACAUUAUUGCAAAACUGAAUAGAAAAGCUAAGGAACUAGAGGAGGAGUCGCAGCAUUUGAAACAGGUCCUUGAUGGUAAAGAAGAAAUUGAGAAACAACAUAGAGAAAAUAUUAAAAAACUAAAUUCUGUCGUUGAACACCAGGAAAAAGAUGUUGGUCGACUUCAAGUAAACAUGGAUGAACUUGAAGAAAAGAAUCGAAGUAUUCAGGCUGCCCUAGAUAGUGCAUACAAAGAACUUACUGAUCUUCACAAGGCCAAUGCUGCAAAGGAUAGUGAGGCACAGGAAGCGGCUCUGAGUCGUGAAGUGAAAGCUAAAGAAGAACUUUGUGCAGCACUAGAGAAGGCCCAAGAAGAAGCCCGUCAGCAGCAAGAAACAUUAGCGAUUCAAGUAGGGGACCUUAGAAUAGCACUACAACGUGCAGAACAAGCCGCUGCCAGAAGAGAAGAUUAUUUACGACAUGAGAUCAGUGAGCUUCAGCAGAGACUCCAGGAAGCAGAGAAUCGAAAUCAAGAACUGAGUCAAAAUGUUUCCUCAACAACAAGACCUUUGCUUAGACAAAUAGAAAAUUUACAAGCAACCCUGGGGUCGCAGACAUCAUCGUGGGAGAAGCUGGAGAAGAGUCUUUCUGACAGACUUGGUGAGUCCCAGACUUUGUUGGCAGCAGCAGUUGAAAGAGAACGUGCAGCUACAGAAGAACUUCUUGCCAACAAAAUCCAGAUGUCCUCUGUGGAGUCACAGAAUUCUCUCUUGAGACAGGAAAACAGUAGACUUCAGGCCCAGCUAGAAUCAGAGAAAAAUAAGCUCAGAAAACUGGAGGAUGAAAAUAAUCGGCACCAGGUUGAAUUAGAAAACCUAAAAGAUGAAUAUGUAAGAACACUUGAAGAGACAAGGAAAGAAAAGACAUUGUUGAGUAGUCAAUUAGAAAUGGAAAAAAUGAAAGUUGAACAAGAAAGGAAAAAAGCCAUUUUCACUCAAGAAGCAAUGAAAGAAAAGGACCGGAAGCCAUUUUCUGUUUCUAGCACUCCCACCUUGUCACGCUCGAGUUCAAUAAGUGGAGUUGAUAUGGCAGGGCUACAAACAUCUUUUCUGUCUCAGGAUGAGUCUCAUGAUCACUCCUUUGGACCAAUGUCUGCAUCAGCAAGUGGCACCAAUCUUUAUGAUGCUGUAAGAAUGGGAGCAGGGUCAAGUGUUAUUGAAAACCUACAGUCUCAACUAAAGCUCAGGGAAGGAGAAAUUGCACAUUUACAGCUGGAAAUUGGUAAUCUAGAAAAAACCCGAUCAAUAAUGGCUGAAGAGCUAGUUAAAUUGACAAAUCAAAAUGAUGAACUUGAAGAAAAAGUGAAGGAGAUACCCAAACUUCGAAUUCAACUAAGAGAUUUGGAUCAAAGAUACAACACUAUUUUGCAGAUGUAUGGAGAAAAAGCAGAAGAAGCAGAAGAACUCCGAUUAGAUCUUGAAGAUGUAAAAAAUAUGUAUAAGACACAAAUAGAUGAACUUUUAAGGCAGAGGCUCAGUUAACUUCUGAAAAUUGAAUUCCUGUCAGAGUGAAUGUAAACACGUAAUAUCUCAACACGGACUUCCAAUAAAUUCUUUUAUAGCAGUAGAAAUUGGAAUGUACUGUAGAAUAUAAAAACUUUUUAAAAAACUUUGUUUUACAGUAUAGUAAUAUUUUCAGUUAAAUUAUUUUGUGCAAUAUUUAGACUUUAUUUUUGAAACUAUUCUUUAAAGAUUUAUUUUUCAAAGCCUCUUUUUUUUGCCUUGAAUAACACAGAGGUUUAUUACUUUAUCCAUAUAUAAAUAUAGCUAAGAAGAGAGGUUGUUUAUAUAUUAUUGUAGAUAUGUAAGUAAUUGUAUCUAUAAUUUAUACAUGUUUGUAUAUAUCAAGAACAUUUAAAGAGUUAAUACUAACAUUGAUAUUUUGGAAUCUUUUACACUUCAACAUAUUACUACUCAUUGCAAAUGUUUUAGGUGUUCAGAUAAAAAAAUAUUAAACCUGUGGUUAUUAAAUUUUAAACCAUUUCUCAUUAAAAGAAGUCACAUUAAUAAUAUCUGAAAUUCAAAGAGUGAAUAACUCAAACAUUAAAAAAUCUUUUGACUUGAAAAUUUAUUUUCCUCAUCUUUCAUAACUGUGAACAAAUUUGGUAUCUUUUGUUACCUAUCCAAGAAAAAUUAUGCAUAGUUGAAUAGUAGACAUUUUUACUUACAAUGAUUUGUGAUUAAAACAUUAAUAUUUAAAUGACUUUAAAGAGGUAUUUUAUUAUCCUACAAAAGGAAUCAAAAAUAAUAAAAUUAACAUAAUUUACUCUUUAAAAAUGUUUUGUUCACAUUUUAUGGUCAUGUUUUUCACAGAUUAAACAAUAUAGAAUAUUCAUAACAAAAUAUAAUAUAUAUAGAUAUAGCCCAGGCUGGCCCAACACAAGGCAGUCCUCAUGCCUCAGC